GCUCGCCCUCAUCCUGUGCUGCUUCCUCCCUCUCUCUGUCUGUCUCUCCCUCUCCGUCUCUGUUUGUCUCCCUGGCGGAUUCUUCGUUUGCUUGCUGAGUCUCCCUCUCGUUUCUUUUUCCCUGUUUGCAAGCAAACAGAGUAGCCUUUAACUUUUAAGUGGAGAGGCUGCUUUCCCUCUGCCCCCCGCGUGCCAUAUUUGGAAGAGCUGCACCUGCUUCUUGUAUCUUUUCUCUCUUCUCUCUGCUCUCUCUCAUCGCUCUCGACAACCACACUCUCUCACGCACCAACCAACCAUCUCACCAACAAAACAAUCAACAAUCAACAAUCAACAGUCAACAAUAACACUCAAUGAACCUGCACUCCCAGCACAAUCCCAACUAAGAACCUACACACCUGUGUUCUUGUGCUUUUCUACUCUUGUUAUCGAUCAACUGCACUCUCAUCUGUGCAUAUCUGUGCAUAUUGUGCAUAUCCAACCACCAUGGCAGAGCAGGUUGCUGCAAACCCACCGAGUAAGGGCAUCGAGGCGUCCGAUGGCUCUGCUUUUCCCCUCAUCCUCGAGCAUUACAUGCUACACCCUGCCUCGUACGAAAUUCCUCUCCGCAGCAUGUACACGCUCAAUUGCCAAACUCGUCCAUUGGCGCCCAAUUCCGGCUUCAAAGAAUCUGCUUUCGCAUCCCCCGCUAUGCAGAACGCUACCGAGCCCGUCGCCGAUGCCGCCUCGCAGUUCAGGGCCCAGCUAAUUUCGCACAUCUCCAAGUCGCCACAUCAGCUGUCGCUCCCUGUGGGCUUCAUGGUGUCAUUUGUGCGUCGUGUUUUUGCCUCGACUCUGGAAAACGUCGACUUUCCGCAAGCGCUCACUGCCUUGGAUUAUCUGAAGAACGUCGAAAGACGUCGUCAGAAGGAUGUGCUGGCUGCUUUCAAGAGCCUGGCCAUUGACCUCAGCAGCCAUACUUCACCGUUUCUGCGUAGUAAUCUCGAGCAGAAGCAACAGUUACAGCAGAAGUAUCCGGGCGUCGUUCGCUGGAUUGAGUCCAUUGAGGAGAGAGACCGCAAGGCUCAUCACUACUACAAAAACGUUUGCUUGAGUCUGCGUCGCUGGAUCCUUAUCAAUGAAAUAUGGUUGGAGCCCUUCAACAAGGCUAACUGUCUAGCUAUGUUGAACACGCUCUUUCCUCCAGUCACUCCCCUCACGGCUGCAUCCACCGUACCGAAUGGGGAGCUGAAAACAGAAGAGUUGAGUGUUCAGCGCUCUGGCUUCUUCAAUUACAUUAAAACCGUGGAACGCAGUGGCAAGAUAGCGAUCGAAAAUGUUCUCAAGUCGGGUGCCCGACCUGGCGAGGAAACGGCAUGGCCCCUGGUGCAUGAGUUUCUGGAGAAAUACCUUGACCUAGCUCAUGAAAUGAUCUACGACUGCGGUGCGAUCGAAGGGCGUGAUGAUCUGGAAGCCGAAGUGCGGGGCAAGACUCACAAGCGCAAUGCAGACUCAGGUGUGAGUUUUGGCUCUGUCAACGAGUCCCUCACUACCGACAGCCGGGCUACGACCCCUAGCGACAAAUCUCGCUCCUCUACCCCGGACUCCAGACACCCGAAAUCAACUCUGGAAAAGAUCAACAACCAGCUUCGCAAGAUGCGUUCGCGCUCAGACAACAAAGAGCCCGGUAAACCAAAGUCUCUUUCCAAGAAGAAAUCUUUUACUGCGCUUGUCAGUGGCCGGUCUGCUAGCAGUUCCAGCGGCGAAUCGGCCUUUGAUGUCGACGAAUUUAAGCGCAAGCGGAUGAUCUGGGAAGCAAACGAAAGAAAGAAGGAAGAAACCGCUCCAAAGGCCUUCGACAAGUGAGGAAUGCCUCGUAUGUUAGUAAUGAAUGAAUGAAGGAAUGAAAAUAUCGACUUACGAGUUCAACGUAUGGGCUACGGUACCCAUCACGCUGGCUGAAUGGCCAAAUUGCAUUGGGAAUUUGGUGGAAUGGAGUUACGAGUUCUGUUUUACACGGCAGCAGUGUUGCUGUGAACAUAAUGGUAUGAAAAUAGUGGAGUUAGGCCAGGAGUUUGCUAGAAAAGUCUUUAAGAUGAGUGUCAUUUGAAAGGAGCUACUGGAUGUACUAUAUAAUAUCUGGUAGCAUCGCCUACAGCAUAAUCGAAAAUUAUUGCAUCC
This is a messenger RNA of Talaromyces proteolyticus, 2157 nucleotides long. RefSeq lists its product as uncharacterized. The transcript has 2 exons. Bases 484 to 1842 code for a protein of 452 amino acids. Lineage: Eukaryota; Fungi; Ascomycota; Eurotiomycetes; Eurotiales; Trichocomaceae. The record is from RefSeq and is a predicted model, not a curated record.